Lobosporangium transversale is the source of this 1130-nucleotide messenger RNA. RefSeq names its product Rad1/Rec1/Rad17. The record is from RefSeq and is a predicted model, not a curated record. Lineage: Eukaryota; Fungi; Mortierellomycota; Mortierellomycetes; Mortierellales; Mortierellaceae. Gene Ontology annotation, cellular component: checkpoint clamp complex. Gene Ontology annotation, biological process: DNA repair; DNA damage checkpoint signaling. The transcript is spliced from 5 exons. The coding region runs from base 41 to 1087 and encodes 348 amino acids.
CUUUUUUUUUUCUUAUUCAUUUGCCACGAAACCACACAACAUGCCUGAGACCCAAUGCUACUUCACUGCCCGUCUUCGGAAUGUGCGCCAUCUCGCAGCAGUUCUAAAGUCUGUCCAUAUUAAGGAUAUUGCAACCUGUAUGAUAACAUCGGACGGCUUGUCAUUCAUUCUGGAAGAGUCGCGAUGCUUGUUUUGUCGAUGUUUGAUUCAAAGGCAAUUGUUUGAGGACUAUAAAUUUGCAAUAAAAGCAGGGAUUAAUGAUGGUAGUGAUGAGAUCAAUGAUCCCUUGUCGCAACAAAGUUUAUAUGCGAAUACGGAUAUAAAUACGAACACGAAUCCAAAUAUCAAUACGGUUGCGAAUACGCAGCAAAGUUCACAACAAGUUGGCUUGGCUAGUAGUCAAAGAAUGCCAGGAGGAAACGAACCCGAUUUAGUCGUAAGCUUUGGUAUCAACCUAGGAACGCUCCUGAGUUGUCUCAAUAUGUUUGGCACAGCUGGAUGGAGUGGUACUCAAGUUGGGGAAGGCAACUCUGGACAAAGCAAUACGGUUUUUGGAUCAGGACCAGCAACAGCAGUCAAGCUAAGUUACGAUGGAUCAGGGUCCAAAUUCAUCCUCACGCUUGAGGACAAUGGGGUUGUGACCACAUGUGGUAUCCCUACGUUCGAUCCAGAACCUCCAGUCAAAGUUGACUUUGGUGAAGAAACUGCUAAAAUCAAUAUGAAGGCUCAAUGGUUAGAAGAAGGGCUUAGGGACCUGGAUGCCACUAGCGACCGUGUAGUGAUCCGAGUUUCGCCAGAAAUCCCACACCUUAGAAUAUCUAGUCUGGGGACAGUCGAGAACCUGGACGUAAAUUACUCACAGGGUGAUGUAAUUGAAUCAUUUGAAUAUCCGUUCGAGAACCCGACCGAGCACAGUUAUAACUUUUCGCAUGUACUAAAUGUACUGCGAGUAUGCCCGAUGGCAAGUAGAGCUAGCAUGGCUCUGAACGCUGAGAACUUCUUGAGGAUUCAGUUUCUUAUACCAGUGCGGGAGCAUCGGUUCUUGUAUUCAGAGUACAUCUUUGCGCCUCUUGAAACCGUUGAUUAAAAAUAAAAUAAAAUUAUAAUAAAAAAAAAAAAAGCCUUAUAAA